GUGAUGCACUUUUGUGGGAAGGUCCUGCCAGAGCACACAGACACCCUCGCAUCAGCUCAGAGGCAAACAAAGAAGAAAACUGCCUUUGGAAAGUGUCUUUACUGUAGCUAGAGAGCGUUAAUGACCUGGCGUGAUUGAUCGCGCACAGCAACUGGAAGAGUUUACUGGGCGACUGUUAAAGCGGGUUUCGUACUGUAUAUUUAGGAGAGCUCUUGUUUCAAUGGUCCUUUUCGCAGUCUUUAUGAGUUAUGUUUUUAUCUUAAGAUGCUAAACGCAUUUUGAAGUGUUUUACCCCGGACUUUCCUGUAACAUGUGUAAAACUGAUUGACUUGGGCAAGCUGUAGAUUGGAUACGGUUGGAUCGUGCGAUUCAUAUAAUAGUCAACUUCUUCAGACCUCUCGAUGAUAUUCUCAAAUCUCAAGACAGAUUAAUGGUUUGAAGGGGAGGGAGAAUUGCAGUGGGAGACUGAAGCUGAUAUCCCUCUUGAAUGAUGCCCAUAGACAGACUCGCAGACAUGGAGGAGAAACUUCGUAUUUUGGAGGACCUUAAUAUGAUAUACAUUCGUCAAAUUGCCCUGAGUUUAAAGGACAGUGACAUUCAGAAGAAAAUCGACUAUGAGAUCCGGAUGCGUGAAGGGGCGUGUAAGCUGCUUGCUGCAUGUUCUCAGAGGGACCAGGCGCUGGAGGCCUCCAAGAGUCUCCUCACCUGCAACGCCCGCAUCAUGGCCUACAUGUCUGAGCUCCAGCGCAUGAAGGAAGCGCAGGUCAUGCAGCGGGUCGCGCGCAGGUCUUCUGAUGCAGGACCAAUGGAUGACCGAUCCCCAUGUAAAGGCAAAGUAGCCAUUUCAGAUCUUCGGAUACCUCUAAUGUGGAAAGACACUGAGUAUUUUAAGAACAAAGGAGAGCUGCAUCGGUGUGCUGUCUUCUGUCUGCUGCAGUUGGGUGGUGAGAUCUUUGACACAGACAUGGUGAUGGUGGACAGGACCCUCACAGACAUCUGCUUUGACAACACAAUUGUCUUUAACGAGGCAGGCCCAGGGUUUGAGCUGCGAGUGGAGCUGUACAGCUGUUGUUCUGAAGAGGACUACUCAGCAGGCAGCGCAUCGCGUAAACUGGCCAGCAAGCUAAGCUCGUCUCUGGGCAGGUCAGGGGGAAAGAAAAUGAGGGCGGCCAUGGACCCUGGAGCCUGUAGCCCCACCAGCAAUGGAGGAGGAGCGACAAUCCUACUGCCUGUACCCUCUGUACCGGGGCCCAAAUAUCACCUUCUGGCUCACACAACCCUCAAUCUCGCUCAUGUCCAAGACAGCUUCCGCACACAUGACCUCACCAUCACAGGAAAUGAGGAGUGCUCUUUCUGGUUGCCUCUUUAUGGCAGUGUAUGUUGUCGUUUGGCUGCCCAACCUCAUUGUAUGACACAACAGAUGAUGAGUGGCUGCCUAAGAGUCAAACUCGGAGGUGAGCCACAAGGCUGGACAAAUGUCUAUGGUGUCUUAAAAGGGACAAAUCUCUUCUGUUAUCACCAAAAAGAAGACAUGGAGUCUAAGGUGGAGCCCAUCUUAACAAUUGGUAUUAACAAAGAGACGAGAAUACGAGCAGCAGAGAAGGACCCUCACAGCAAGGCACAGAAUAUCUGUAUCACUAACCAAUAUGGAGGAGAGGAGGUGACUCACACACUUGCGGCAGACAGCAGAGAGGACGCACAGUGCUGGAUGGAAGCAUUCUGGCAACAGUUCUAUGAUAUGAGUCAAUGGAGGCAGUGCUGUGAUGACUUGAUGAAGAUUGAGCUGCCUUCACCACGGAAACCUGCCAUAGUCACACCAAAGCAGGGCUCCCUAUACCAUGAGAUGGUUAUUGACACCUCUGACGACAUCGGAACGGUCACUGACAUCCUGGCGCGUCGUAUUAAAGAUUUUGAGCUGAGGUCCCAUCAUGCAGCGCCGCCUCACUGGAUGUCCUUGUUCGAAGAAGAUCCCCCAAGAACUCCCCUCAAUCAUCAGCACCGCCGUAUCGCGCACCUGCCCCCACAAUCGCCCAGCCCUCGCCUGCACAGCCGUCAACCCCGGAGCCCAAAGUGCUACCGAACGCCCGGUAUUCUCUCCUCCAAUGUCAGCCUGACGUCAGACAGUGACAGCCUGGCCAGUGCCAGCCCCUGCUUCCGCCAGGCAUGGUCCUCCGACAUCCCUUGUUCUUCCAAUCGCAUCCGCCCCAGAACCCUCUCCCUGGACGCCAAGCUCUCCACUCUGCGUGGUCGAGGUUAUGGCGGCUUCCAGUGCACCUGCCAGCCUCCGUCCACUGGCUCUAUGUCUACUCGACCUACUCAAACUGCCCUGUCCUGCUCCAGUUCAACUUCUAGCAACAGCUCCAGCGAGGGAAGUAACAGCCAAGAGUCAGACCUGGGGUUCUCCAGACCAUCCAGUGCUCGCCGAAGCCUCAGGAAUCUGAGAGUCAAGCUGGACCCUAGGAACUGGAUGCAGAGUCAGGUGUAGCUUUCAUACUUCCUCCUAUGUAAGAACUUUACUGGUGUAUCAGAGCCAUCAAAUAUUCCUGUGUCCCCCUGGAAAGAACUGGGAUUCCUGAGGUCAUGUAUGCUCAACGGCCAUCUCUAUAGGUCCAUACAAAUCAAGUGAAUGGUAACCAGACCUUUCAAGCUUCAGAAAUCAAAUAAAAUCUGCAUAACAGUAAUCCAUAUGACUCCAGUGGUUUAAUCAACAUCUUCAGAAGUGAUAAUAUAGGUGUGGGUGAGAAACAGAUCAAUAUUUAAAUAUUUUUUGUAUUAAUGUAUAUUUGUAUAAAUGAAAGUGAAAGUGGAGGUUGUCAAAAGGAUUGAAAUUUGUAUCUGUUUCUCACACAAAGUGAUUGCAUCACUUCAGAAGAUAUUGAUUAAACCACUGGAGUCGUUUGGAUUACUUUUAUGCUGCCUUUAUUUGAUUUCUGAAGCUUGAAAGGUCUAGUCACCAUUCAAUUGAUUUGAAUUGACCUUCUGAAAUCUUUGUGUUGUGCAGAAGAAAGUCAUACACAUCUGGGAUGGCAUGAGUGUGAGUAAAUGAUGAGAGAAUUUUCAUUUUUGGGUGAACUAUCCCUUUAACUUCAUAGUCAUUUUAGUGCACUCACAAGAAUGGGAAUUAUAUUUAACAAAUUUGACUUUGGACAUCCAAACCCCACACUCGUAUGUGUUUCUUGAACGUUUAAUAAAAAAAAAAAAUCUUUAUGGGGCAUUGUCAUGAACAGAUAAAGGCCCUCCCCAAACUGUCACCACAAAGUCGGAAGCACAAUUCUCUAGAAUGUCAAUGUUGGCGAUUCUCACAAAACCAGUCAAGAAAAUGUCCUGGUUUUAUUUUACUUCAAAAUCAAAAGAAACUAUUUUGCAUAUAGAAAAUAGUCACAAUGCCAAAAAUCUUAAUGGUCCUAAAUGUAUGUCUAAAUAUGCUUUUUGUAAAAUAUAAUUUCAGAUUUUUGAGAAUGUUUUUGUGGUUAAAUAUGACAAGCAAGUUUUCUUGAUAGGUUGCAUGUAAACCCUUGUAUGGUGUAGCGUUAUGAUUUGUCUUGCCUGAAAUGACUGGAAUAACCAAACCCAUUAAUUAGAAGGGGGUGGCCACAUACUUUUGGCCACAUAAUGUAAAUGGACCACAAAGACCGAUGCUUUGCCAUGCUAGACUGUUCUAAAGUUCUGAGGAUUAAUCAUCACUAACAUUAAAUACUUGCAAAUAUUACAGGUUCAACUGAUUGAACUGAAACAUUGUUUUAAUAGAUAAACCUACCAUGUGUGAAAGCUAUCUUAUCACUGAUAUGAAUUCCAACUUAUUGAGUGACACUGCACAUUAAGAAUUUCAACUUGCAAGAAGAAAGUCUUCUAACAGACGGUCAUUAGUUUAAAUUAUGUAUCAUCUGUUCCUCGUUGGUUAUGUGAAUAAGGACAUUGCCAAUGACUGACUUUCUUUUAAAAUCAUUCAUCACAAAAUGCUCUUUGCAUGGCUUCAAUGUAUAGUAUAUGCAAAGAUGCAAACGUCUCAAAACUCUAAAUUACAUGGGAUAUAAUGUGACUCUGUUUACUAAUAUUAACUGUGAUGACCUCAGGAAUACUGUACAUAAGUUAUCUCACUCUGUAAAUGUGAACCCUAUGUUGUCAAUAGAUCGCCAUGAAUCUCAUAAAGUUAAACAUUAUUAAACACAUUAACCACAAUUCGACACAAGCAAUGAAAUAUGUUUGGAAUUUCGGGUUACAACUGGGUGCUUUGUUUUAAUGGUGCUUAGUUUUGAGCUAGUGCAGUAAAAGCACUGUGUGAAGGUUUGCAAAGGCACUACUAUGCAAAGCUACAACAGCUCAAAGUAGAUCAUUUACAUGCAGUAAUUUAAGCUUGCAUUAUUUCCUCCUUGUUGGUUUUAAAAUGCAUUAUGUGGUUCUAAAAUGUGCAUUUCAUGCCUAAGUCUCUGUGUAAAGUCUUUCAGAUCUGGUCAGAUAAAUUGUCAGGUUUUACUUGUUUGAAGAGGCCAAUAUUUAAAAUAUUAGCACUAUUAACAAUAAUACAAGUCUAGUUAGGUAACCAUUAUAGUGAUAUCAGUAUAACGUCAGGUGUGGUUUUACAAUCUAUCUUGUCAUAACAAAAAUAAUGUAACAUUUCUGAUAGUUUAACUUUAAUGCAGAAAGAUUAUCUGCAUAAUAUAUGAGGUAUUCAAACAUGUAUUAUAUGUUUGAAUUGAGAUAAACAAUUACAGAUGUCAGCUAUUUUUUUUUCUUCAUAAUAUCAUCUAUAGUGUAUUAUAAAUGUCAGACAGGUGGAAGUGUAGAAAAUAUGGAUGAGAUUAAACUUAAAUUCAGAAGUUGUAGAGACUAGGUUUGUCUUAGUACUGUGAUGACACUGACUUCAAAAUGAACAGUUCUCAACUGGUAAAAGGGACACUGAGUUGUAUUUAAAAAAUCUGUAAAUUCAAUCAAACACUUUUUGUGUUAUUGUAAAGUUUUGUAAUUUACAAUUAUAAUUUUGUUCUUUUACUAAAGUUGUAUUUUACCAUAUUAAUUUUUGUCAAAUAAAUGUAUAUUGACAUAUUAU
Molecule: messenger RNA, 5047 nt
Organism: Xyrauchen texanus (razorback sucker)
Lineage: Eukaryota; Metazoa; Chordata; Actinopteri; Cypriniformes; Catostomidae
Product: rhotekin-like
Exons: 12
Coding region: 488-2485 (665 amino acids)
Biological process (GO): signal transduction; actomyosin contractile ring assembly; mitotic cytokinesis
Cellular component (GO): actomyosin contractile ring
Source: RefSeq, a predicted model, not a curated record